AUGCCUAUACAGAUUAUGCAUUCAUUUCAAGGCAAUCAGGAUGUCCGUGACCAUACACGCAUCGCUCUGGAGGCCCAAAUCUAUACACACGAGAAUGCCAUUAUCGAGCUCAAGAGCCGUAUCAACGGGAUGGCGUUUACGGCGCGCCUUCCCCCCGAAAUUCUCUCGGAGAUCUUCACGUUGGUCGCAGUCGACUACUACCAGGCGAAACGGUGGCACCACUUUGGCUCUACGCACGCCUACAAGUGGAUCACGCUGACGCAUGUCUGUCGCGCUUGGCGAGAGAUCGCUCUCGAUACACCGAGGCUGUGGAGCCAUAUUGUUCUGACACAACCAGCGGUGGCGAAACAGGUCCUCGCCCGGUCGAAGAAAGCUCCUCUUUGGCUCUCAGCCAGUCUCAAUCACUCAGAUGAUCAACGCGCGGAGACCAUGGACGUUCUGAUGAAGGAGUCGGGUCGGCUCAAGGAACUGCAUCUUACCGGUCCCGCACAUACUGUCCAAGCACUCUCUGCCAAGUGGAGGAUGAGUGCCGACCUCUUGGAGACAAUCAACAUCAGCUCUGACUUCAGGCAGUUCGAUCCCGCCUCCCUUCUUCCCGCCCCACCCCUUUCCUCCGAUAUCUUCUCCGGACAAACACCAAAGCUCCGCCACUUGCAGAUACACCGAAUCGCUGUCGAUUGGAGCAACCCUCUCUUUUGCAACACCCUCAAGACCCUGAUUAUCCACACCGUGUACGACAAUGCACCCAGUCUCGGCGAGUUCUCCCAACUUCUCGACGCGCUCGAGGCGAUGCCGCAGCUAGAGAGGCUGCAACUUAACGAGUCGAUCCCUCGCCUGCCCGACGAUACUACGCAACUAUCGCACCAUGUACAACGUACCAUCUCCCUCCAGCAUCUUCGCCAUAUCGAGCUAUUUUCCGACGCUAUCGACUCAGCCAACCUCUUGCGCCAUAUCUCUGCUCCUGCUGAAUUACGCCUGACUGUGAGCGGCCGCACCGAGCGAGGCGUCACAGAUCUCGUGCAUAUCUUUAGCGAAUGUCUUGGCCGUUCCACGCCAUUCCGCACAGCGCGGUUAGCACCGCUAUACUCUUCCCAGGUCUCCAUGAAACUGUGGCGCUCCUACGUGGAUUCUAUCGAAGGCGGGAACGUCGUGCCACCGUCGGACGCGGAGCUCACCCUGGACGCAUACCCGCAUUCGCGCGCGCUACAAGCGCUCAUCCAACUGUCGACAUUCUUCACCCAGAUCUACCGCUUCGAGGUACAGCUCGAGGCGCAUCGCAGUUGGGACUGGGAGAUGAUUUUCGGGCGCAUGCCACAAGUUCGAGUGCUCUCAGUCACGGGCCAGGGCGACCUCGGCUUCCUCCCGGCGCUCGCGACUCUCCGCUACGACGACGAUGCUGACGCCCAAGCACAAAUUGACGGGAACGAGAAGCCCCCCCUCCGACAUCUUCACACGCUCGAGCUCAGUGGCGUGCGCUUCGGAUGCGGGCACUCCGACCACCAGUCGCACUUCCUGGAGGCGCUGCUCGACUGGCUUAUCCUGCGCUGCAACUACGGCGUCCCGAUCUUGCGGCUCGUGCUGCGCGCGUGCAUAAACGUGGAGGGCGACGCCAUCGAGCGCUUGCAGGAGGUGGUCCCUGACAUCGAGUGGGAUGAGCGCGAGUACCUCGAGGAAGAAGGUUACCUGGAAGGGAUGUUCGAGCCCGUCGCGCCGUGGCCGGGGGAGCAGCUCUUCUAUGCCCCGGAGGUCCCGGACGUCCUAGGCCACCUGUACCACCAUAACUUGAACGACGACCCCUAUGGCCUCGACUUCUAUAUGCCAGUGAUACCGUUUGGACAUUGA
Molecule: messenger RNA, 1842 nt
Organism: Trametes versicolor FP-101664 SS1
Lineage: Eukaryota; Fungi; Basidiomycota; Agaricomycetes; Polyporales; Polyporaceae
Exons: 1
Coding region: 1-1842 (613 amino acids)
Molecular function (GO): protein binding
Source: RefSeq, a predicted model, not a curated record